Messenger RNA from Solanum lycopersicum (tomato), 1686 nucleotides. The record is from RefSeq and is a predicted model, not a curated record. Lineage: Eukaryota; Viridiplantae; Streptophyta; Magnoliopsida; Solanales; Solanaceae.
GUACAACAGAUUUUUAUAAUUGAGAGAAUCUGAGAAGAGGACCUAUACCACUGUGGAGAGAGUGGAGUAAACACAGAGCACUAAAAAUCAGUGAAUUAAAGUCUACAUAUAAGUCAAGAUUCCAUAUUGGGCGGAGACUUCUGUAGUUCCAGUUUUUUUCUUCAAAACCCCAAAAUCAGCAAAAGCUGAAUUGAUUGAGGAAGAAGAAGAAGAAGAAAAAAUGGUGGAGAACAAGUUGGUACACUCUCCAUUAAUCACUUAUGGAUCAAUGCUCAGUCUUCUAUCUUUCACACCACCUUUUGUAAUCCUCAUGUGGUAUACAAAUGUGCACGCUGAUGGGUCUAUCUUGAAAACGUUCAAUCAUCUAAGGGAAAAUGGUUUGCAAGGAUUAAUUGAUAUUUGGCCAAAACCUACUGCAAUUGCUGGGAAGCUAAUCAUUUGUUAUGCUCUAUUUGAGGCGGCACUACAGCUUCUAUUGCCUGGUAAAACAGUCGAAGGCCCAAUAUCUCCAACUGGACAUAGGCCUGUCUAUAAGGCUAAUGGCAUGGCAGCAUAUGCAGUGACACUGAUCACAUAUAUCAGUCUCUGGUGGUUUGGAAUAUUUAAUCCUGCAAUUGUUUAUGACCAUCUGGGCGAGAUUUUCUCUACACUUAUUUUUGGGAGUUUAGUCUUCUGUGUUUUAUUGUACAUUAAAGGUCAUGUUGCACCAUCUUCCACUGAUUCCGGCUCAUCAGGGAACAUAAUAGUUGACUUCUAUUGGGGUAUGGAGCUUUAUCCUCGUAUCGGGAAACACUUCGAUAUUAAAGUCUUCACAAACUGCAGAUUUGGUAUGAUGUCUUGGGCAGUUCUUGCUGUCACGUAUUGCAUAAAACAGCAUGAAGAAUAUGGGCGUGUAUCUGAUUCCAUGCUUGUAAAUACGAUAUUGAUGUUGGUGUAUGUCACAAAAUUCUUUUGGUGGGAAGCUGGGUACUGGAACACAAUGGAUAUUGCACAUGACAGAGCUGGCUUUUAUAUAUGUUGGGGAUGCUUGGUGUGGGUUCCAAGCAUAUAUACGUCUCCUGGAAUGUAUCUUGUUAAACAACCUGUGAAUCUUGGGCUUCAGCUUUCCCUUUACAUACUAGUGGCUGGUCUUCUCUGCAUAUAUAUCAACUAUGAUUGUGACAGGCAGAGGCAAGAGUUCCGGAGAACAAAUGGAAAAUGCACUGUCUGGGGAAAGACUCCAUCUAAGAUAGUCGCCGCAUACACUACUACCUCUGGUGAGAAAAAGACCAGCCUUCUGCUUACAUCAGGAUGGUGGGGCUUAGCUCGCCAUUUCCACUAUGUUCCAGAAAUAUUAGCGGCAUUUUUCUGGAGUGUACCAGCUCUUUUCAACCACUUCAUUCCCUACUUCUACGUCAUCUUUCUAAUAAUCCUCCUUCUCGAUCGAGCUAAAAGGGACGAUGACCGAUGCAAGGCAAAGUAUGGCAAGUACUGGAAAUUGUAUUGUGAAAAGGUUCCUUACAGAGUUAUCCCAGGAAUUUACUAGUGAUUUUUGGACUUCUAAGAAUGUUUUACUAUAAAGUUUGAUGUAUUUUGUAGCCUCUUCAUGUUGUUGUUUGUAUGUACACUUAUUAGUUCCAACAGUUUUGAGAAACUUGUUUUUAUAUAAAAAUAGUGAAGACGCGAGUUGAGCACCAUGAGGUCUCA